GGCUUACCGGAUGAUCUUGAGAACGAGGACCAGUAGGGAGAGCUGGUGGAAUGAGACAGAGGGCUCGUUCACAGGGUAGGAGGACAAGAUUUGGAGCACACUAUGACACAUUCAGGUCCCUUCAAAGUUGCAAUGAGUACUCCUCAAUUGAUUUUGGUUCAACCCAACCAAGACUAAUCGCCCGUAAGCAGGGCUAAAGAAACGGCCCAUGUGGGCCCAGGAAUGAACCCCUUCCCGCGCCUUCGCCCUAACUCGUUUCCCUCGUCCCGCCCACUCUCCUGCAUCUGCCGCCCCGGCGAAACCGCAAUGGAAGAUUUCCAUGAAGAGACGCGCGAGGCACGCGACGAGACCUUCAAUCCGGAUCUGAUCCGCGCGAUAUUCAAGCUUGUGUGGAGCCGGCGGACCGACAGGGGCGUCGUCGUCGACGAGGCCAUAGACAUCGAGCCUGCUGCGGAGACGUCAAGGAGGAACCGGAGUACCUCUGCUAAUGCAAGUGCCCUGCAAGUGAGCUGUGAACUUCUUCGGAUGUUUGUCGCAGAGGCUGUCCAGCGCUGUGCUGUUAUCGCUGAAGCAGAGGGGACGACCACAAUUGAGCCCACCCACCUGGAGCGAGUCUUGCCACAGCUUCUUCUGGACUUCUAGCUAGCCUUCUUGGUACCUGUCUCGGACACAGAUGGAUAGCCAAGGCGCCUGAACCGAUCCAUAAUUAAUCUUGUAAUGAGAAUGUUGUUUGUGUCACCCUAACAAACCAGUUUUGUUAAAUAACACGCCGCCCUGAUUCACAAGUC
Messenger RNA from Triticum aestivum (bread wheat), 788 nucleotides. Its product is annotated as protein MHF2 homolog. NCBI's taxonomy places the organism in Eukaryota, Viridiplantae, Streptophyta, Magnoliopsida, Poales, Poaceae. Gene Ontology annotation, biological process: DNA repair; kinetochore assembly; resolution of meiotic recombination intermediates. The transcript is spliced from 5 exons. The record is from RefSeq and is a predicted model, not a curated record. Bases 223 to 642 code for a protein of 139 amino acids. Gene Ontology annotation, cellular component: FANCM-MHF complex.